Molecule: messenger RNA, 768 nt
Organism: Rhizopus microsporus ATCC 52813
Lineage: Eukaryota; Fungi; Mucoromycota; Mucoromycetes; Mucorales; Rhizopodaceae
Exons: 1
Coding region: 91-612 (173 amino acids)
Source: RefSeq, a predicted model, not a curated record
AUAUAUAUAUAUAUUGGAUUACAUUAUUAAAGCUAAAAGCAAAAUAUAGUUGAGAAGGGGAGUAAAUACUAUUUAUUGAGAAAUCUGAUUAUGGCUCUCUUGGAUAUCAUUAUCUCUGAUAGAAUUCCUCAGCGAUCGGCACUCAAAUAUGAAUCCAAUAGCAGCUAUAGUAGUAGUAACAACAGCUUUACGUCUCCCAUGAACAGCUAUCCACAAGUAAACUCAGAAGGCUCAACUGAUUCUUCACCCUCACGUGUGUCAUCCAACUUUAUUAGAAGCCAUGGUUUUUUUAGGCGCUUAAAUUCACGCGCAUCCGUACCAGCCUCCUCCUGCGUUUCUCAUCCUAAUUACACCGAAAGUAACAAUGAAGUCGUAGAAUUAAUACGUCACUGUUUGGAAAAAUGCGGAGAGGAAGAGGGAUAUAUACCACUUUUUAAAGCAGUUCUUCCUGGUCUGAACGACAUUGAGGAAAAUCGAUACACACGGUUGUUGGACGGUAGAGCACGAGAUAUAUUGUUAACUGGUGUCAUUACUCGAAUCACGCACUAUGUUUCAAAACAUAUUGGACUGGUAUUUAUUUGUGAUGAUGUUCAGUGUAAGCGAAAAAUCUGAAGCAAUGUAAAUAAAUAUCUAAUAGUAUGGCGAAAGGGGCCGACACUGCUUCAUUAACUAUAUUGCAAAAUAUACACGAACACUGUCAACGAAUAAUGCUACUUAUGGCAACUCGUCCUCUCAGAGAUUACAAUUUGACGUUUCUCGAUGUGUACA